AUGUCGCCACCCGGGAAAAGUGAAGCAGCGCGAGCUCCAGCUCUCCUGAGGGCCACGGCACCGAGCUGGUUUCCUCCUGGCCAUCCGCAAGCUCAGGAGGCCGAGCUGGGUGCCUCCUGCCCUGUCCCAACCCUGGUGCACCGGCCUUCCUGCCAGUGGCCCUGCCAUCAACCUAUUGGCCCUGGCGGCCUGCUCCCGGUGCCCCCCAUAUACACCUGGGUCCCCGUAUACCUCAUCAACCAGCCAGAGUCCAUGAGGAGAGGCCUGGCCCCCCGCACCCAGCUACCCACCGCCCAGGAGCUGUGUGACCUGCUGCAGGGAGCAGACAAGCCUCCCAUGGAGUCAGCCAGCCUGACCCAGGCUGCCCAGGAUCCGGCCCCGAAGUCCCCUUCCAUCCACCUCUCAGCUGCCAGAGACAAGAGGAGGAUUGCCCGCGACACCAUGCCCUGCCUGGCUGCAGGUGCCAAGAGGCGCUUCCUGGCCAGCAGCAGCAGCCCUCCUCCCAAGGCCCAGGGGUUGGGCAGCAAGCUCCCAGAGGCCCGUGCCCCAUCAGGCCAGGAGUCCAAGGCCACCAGCACUGUGCCUCCCAAACUCGUAACCCGCGGCCCACCUGAGCAGAGUUCUCAGAAGCCCGUUCCUCCAAAAGAGUGUGGGGGCAAUGUGCCCUCCAUCACCCGUCAACGCCACCUCAGCCUGUUUAUGGACGAGGGGCUCGAGUUCUGCUGCUCCACCCAGGAUGCCACAGAGAAGGAGCUGAAGGAGGAGAAGGCGGUCUACCACCAGAGCCCCAGCAAGAGGAUGGACCGGGACGUGGCCGCAAACACCUUCCACAAGAUGCAGGGCCUGGAACCCGGCCCUGGAGCCAGUCUCCACAAGACCCGGGACAGAGGGGCUGUGUUCCAGGAGGUGGUGCUGGGGGGCAAGUUGGCCGCCCAGACCAGCUUCUCACUCCAGUGCCCGAAUAGCCUCCCUGAAGAGGAUCCUUUGCAAGGGGCCGCCCUGUACCAGCGCCUCAAGGAGUACCUGCUAACCCAGGCCCAGCUCAAGGAGAAUGGCUACCCCUUCGCGCACCCCAAGAGGCCAGGGGGCGCUGUCCUCUUCACCGCCCAGGAGAAGCCGCCCCAAGAUGCCUCUUGCAGGCUGUGCUGCCGCUGUGGCACCCAGUACCUCGUGGCCCCCUCGGGCCACUGUGUGCACCAGGAAGAAUGUCACUACCACUGGGGGCGGCUGCGCCCCACUCCAGUGGCUGGGGGCUGGGAGAUUCAGUACACGUGCUGCUCGGCCCCCAUCGGCUCCCCUGGCUGCCAGGUGGCCCAGCAGCACGUGCAGGACGGCCGCCAGCAGGACCUGCAGGGCUUCGUGCAGACCUUGGACAAAGAGCUGCCCGCAGGGGCUCACCCCGGCAUCUACACCCUGGACUGUGAGAUGUGCUACACCACCGCUGGCCUGGAGCUGACCCGUGUCAGCGUGGUGGACAGCGCCCUGCAGCUGGUGUACGACACCUUCGUCAGGCCGGACCGCGACAUCAUUGACUACAAUACCAGGUUUUCCAGAGUCACCGCGGCUGACCUGGCCCACACCAGCACCUCGAUCCGGGACGUUCAGGCCGCCUUGCUGACGCUCUUCAAUGCCCACACCAUCCUCAUCGGACACAGCCUGCAGAGCGACCUGCUGGCCUUGAAGCUCAUCCACGGCACCGUGCUGGACACAUCUGUGCUCUUCCCGCACCGCUGCGGCCUCCCCUACAAGCGCUCCCUUCGUAACCUCACGGCUCACUACCUCGGACACGUCAUCCAGAACCGGAUGGAUGGCCACAGCUCCAGCGAGGACGCCAGCUCCUGCAUGCGCCUGGUCAUCUGGAAGAUGGGACAAGACGCCGAGACUGAGCGCUGACCGCAGCCCAGCAUUUUGUGGACAGGACUAUGACUUUGGAAAGAGCUUUGUGAUCACAUAUAUCUCUUGCCCCACAUGUCUAAC
Messenger RNA from Myotis daubentonii (Daubenton's bat), 1977 nucleotides. RefSeq names its product RNA exonuclease 1 homolog. The transcript has a single exon. The record is from RefSeq and is a predicted model, not a curated record. NCBI's taxonomy places the organism in Eukaryota, Metazoa, Chordata, Mammalia, Chiroptera, Vespertilionidae. The coding region runs from base 1 to 1893 and encodes 630 amino acids.